CCCUACUGCAUGUCAGAUUCUAACAUAACCUACUUCACCAACCCUUCCACCUUCAUCCUGCUGGGCAUUCCUGGCCUGGAGAUGGCCCAUGUCUGGAUCUCAAUCCCCUUCUGCACCACAUAUGUAUUAGCUGUCUUGGGGAACUUCACCAUCCUUUUCAUUGUGAAGAUAGAGCCGAGCCUCCAUGGGCCCAUGUACUAUUUCCUCUGCAUGCUGGCUGUCACUGACCUGAUCCUGUCCACAUCCAUCCUGCCCAAGACACUGAGCAUCUUCUGGUUUAAUUCCAGAGAGAUAGAUUUCAAUGCCUGCCUCACCCAGAUGUACUUUAUUCACUGCUUCUCAUUGAUGGAAUCUGGAAUAUUCGUGGCCAUGGCUUUUGAUCGCUAUGUGGCCAUCUGUGAUCCCUUGAGACAUUCCACCAUCCUGACAAACCCUGUGGUGGCCAAGAUCCUGCUGGUUGUGAUGCUGCGUGGGAGUAUGCUCUCACUGCCCUCUCUCCUUCUGGUGAGGCAGUGGCCAUAUUGCAGAACCAAUAUUAUCCCCCACUCGUACUGUGAGCACAUAGCUCUGGUGAAACUGGCCUGCGCUGACAUCCGCAUCAGCAGUUACUACAGCCUUUCUGUGGCAUUAUUGGUGACUGGUCUGGAUGGUUUUUUUAUGACCGUGUCCUAUAUCCAAAUCCUCAGGGCCAUCUUCAGGCUCCCCACAAGGGACGUCCGGCUUAAGACUUUUGGGACCUGUGUCUCCCAUCUUUGUGCCAUCUUAAUCUUUUACACCCCAAAAUUCUUCUCCUCACUCACACACCGUUUUGGCCACAAUGUGCCUCUGCAUUUCUUCAUUCUCAGUGCCAACGUGUACCUGCUGGUGCCCCCAUUGUUACAUCCCUUCAUCUAUGGGUUGAGGACUCAAGAGAUCCAUGACAGGCUGCUCCAGCUCUUCACUCAUAAAGGGGUGUAA
Molecule: messenger RNA, 957 nt
Organism: Chelonoidis abingdonii (Abingdon island giant tortoise)
Lineage: Eukaryota; Metazoa; Chordata; Testudines; Testudinidae
Product: olfactory receptor 52M1-like
Biological process (GO): G protein-coupled receptor signaling pathway
Cellular component (GO): plasma membrane
Molecular function (GO): G protein-coupled receptor activity; olfactory receptor activity
Source: RefSeq, a predicted model, not a curated record